GCAAGAUGCCUAAAUUGUGAAGCUAUGCUCGCUCCAAUUUUGGCGGUUGAAGAGGAUGAGUUCAUAAUGUCAAUAUUAUGACGCCAUGUUGUAAAAUUCAAGCACUACUUGAUUCAACUGUUCUUCAGCUCGAAUUUUGGGUCAAUUCUCUGUAAGUCGUAUCUCUUCUCUCUCAGUUUGCGCACUGUAAUGAACUGAAUUCAACUGCAUGAAUUCGAGGAUUCUCGUUUCUUCACCAUAUGGGAACCCUCUCCUUCCCAAUUUCAUCCCCAAAAUCCCGACUGCCACUCUCCCGGAAUCGAAUUGCAUUUUCGACGCCUUUUCUUCCAACAUCUCUCCCUUCUCAUGCAUUUCGCGUUCGUAAUUUACCCAAUCUCCACCUACGCCUCGUUCCCUGCACUGCUGCGGCAGCCGAUCAAUCAAAUCACCACCACCACCACCACCACCACCACCAUGGUCACCACCAUUGUGAUCAUGGCGUGGAGCUGACUGCGCCUCAGAGAGCGGUGGUUGGAUUUGCCAAAGCCAUUAGGUGGACGGACUUGGCGAAUUAUCUGAGGGAGCACUUGCAAUUAUGUUGCUGUUCUAUGGCUUUGUUCGUAGCUGCUGCUGUUUGCCCUUAUUUGGUGCCCAAGCCCAUUGUGAAGCCUCUACAAAAUGCUUUCAUUGUCGUUGCUUUCCCUCUAGUCGGGGUAUCCUCAUCCCUUGACGCUUUAACUGAUAUUAGUGGUGGAAAAGUAAACAUCCAUGUACUUAUGGCUCUUGCAGCCUUUGCAUCCAUCUUUAUGGGGAACUCCUUGGAAGGAGGACUACUACUUGCCAUGUUUAAUUUAUCUCACAUUGCGGAAGAGUAUUUUACAAGUCGUUCAAUGAUUGAUGUCAAAGAGUUGAAGGAAAACCAUCCAGAUUCUGCCCUUGUUUUAGAUACAGAUGAUGGUAAGCUUUCCAAUAUUACAGAUUUGUCCUACCAGAAGGUGCCUGUCCAUGAUGUACAGGUGAAUUCCUAUAUCUUGGUUGGAGCUGGUGAGUCUGUGCCUGUAGAUUGUGAAGUUUUCCAAGGUAGCGCUACAGUCACUAUUGAGCACCUAACAGGCGAAAUAAAACCUUUAGAGAUUACGGUUGGAGACAGAGUUCCUGGUGGUGCAAGAAACUUGGAUGGUAGGAUAAUUGUUAAGGCAACAAAGACCUGGAAAGAGUCAACACUGAGUCGAAUAGUGAACUUGACUGAAGAGGCACAACUGAAUAAACCAAGACUUCAGCGGUGGCUGGAUGAAUUUGGCGAGCAUUAUAGCAAAGCAGUUGUAGUUUUGUCCAUUGCUAUUGCACUCGUUGGUCCAAUAAUGUUCAAGUGGCCAUUUAUUGGUACAUCAGCUUGCAGAGGAUCCGUUUACAGAGCUCUUGGCCUCAUGGUGGCAGCAUCACCUUGUGCUUUGGCCGUUGCACCAUUGGCUUAUGCUAUUGCAAUUAGUUCCUGUGCAAGAAAGGGGAUAUUGUUGAAAGGUGGCCGUGUAUUAGAUGCAUUAGCUUCUUGUCACACUAUAGCAUUUGAUAAAACUGGGACGUUGACUACUGGAGGUCUUAUUUUCAAAGCAAUUGAACCAAUUUACGGACACAAGGUCAGAGAAAACAGAUCAGACUUUGGUCCCUGUUGCAUUCCCUGCUGUGAAACUGAAGCCCUUGCUGUAGCAGCUGCCAUGGAGAAGGGCACUACUCACCCAAUUGGGAGAGCUGUGGUUGACCAUAGUAUGGGAAAAGACCUCCCAUCCUUUUCUGUCCAAAAUUUGGAGUAUUUUCCUGGUAGAGGACUGGUUGCAACUCUGGAUGGUACUGAGUCAGGAACUAGAGGUGGGAAACUAUUGAAAGCAUCUCUUGGUUCUUUGGAUUUCAUCACUUCACUCCACAAAUCAGAAAUUAAAUCAAAAGAGAUCAAAGAAGCUGUGAGCACAUCUUCAUAUGGAAGUGAAUUUGUUCAUGCUGCUCUUGCAGUUGAUGGGAAGGUAACACUUAUUCAUCUUGAGGAUCGACCUCAUCCUAGAGUUUCAAGUGUAAUAGUAGAAUUAAGAGAUGUGGCAAAACUCCAUGUUAUGAUGUUAACUGGAGAUCAUGAGUCAAGUGCAUGGAGAGUGGCGAAGGCAGUGGGCAUCAAUGAAGUCCACUUCAGUCUGAAGCCUGAAGAUAAGCUUAGUCACGUGAAAAGUAUCUCUAGGGAGAACGGAGGAGGGCUGAUCAUGGUUGGUGAAGGCAUUAAUGAUGCUCCAGCACUUGCUGCUGCUACCGUUGGAAUAGUGCUUGCUCAACGUGCUAGCGCAACUGCUAUAGCUGUGGCAGAUGUUCUGUUGCUGCGGGAUAACAUUUCUGGUGUACCAUUUUGUGUUGCCAAGUCCCGCCAGACGACUGCCCUAGUUAAACAGAAUGCUAGUCUUGCCUUAUUUUCAAUAUUUUUGGCUUCCCUUCCGGCAGUUUUAGGGUUUCUUCCCUUGUGGUUAACGGUACUUUUGCAUGAAGGUGGUACUCUUCUGGUUUGCCUAAAUUCGAUACGCGCUCUGAAUGAUCCGAGUUGGUCCUGGAGGCAGGACUUGAAGCAAUUGCUAAUGGGACUGAAAUUUAGGGGGUCGCAGCCAAGCCUUGAUACCAGCUCUACCAGUACCACUGUACAAUCUUCCCUUUUAUAGUUCCUCUCUACUUCUCUACAACUAUAAGCUUCCCCUUUGUAGUUCUCUUUCUCAUUAAGCUGUUAAAAAUCUGUACAUGUUCGUUUUAGGUAAAUGAAUUUUACUCUCUUUUGAAGUGCCUUAAAAA
Molecule: messenger RNA, 2799 nt
Organism: Momordica charantia (bitter melon)
Lineage: Eukaryota; Viridiplantae; Streptophyta; Magnoliopsida; Cucurbitales; Cucurbitaceae
Product: putative cadmium/zinc-transporting ATPase HMA1, chloroplastic
Biological process (GO): monoatomic cation transport
Cellular component (GO): membrane
Molecular function (GO): ATP binding; ATP hydrolysis activity; ATPase-coupled monoatomic cation transmembrane transporter activity
Source: RefSeq, a predicted model, not a curated record